AUGGCUUCCGCCACUGCAACCAAAUUCAACCGCAAAGCCCUAAUAGGAUCAUCCACAAGCUUUUGGUCUCACGCUUCGCAGUCAGGAUUCGAUCUUACGCAUCCAUCUACUCACUCUUCGCCGAUCUCCGGGCCUACUUAUACAAUCCAAACAUCAGCUCAGCCUAUCAAGGUUGACCCCGCUAAAUCCGCCCUUGUCAUAAUUGAUAUGCAAAACUUCUUCCUCUCCGAAGCUUUUGGUCGCAACCAACAGAGUGCUGGACAUGCCGCUUGCGAGCAACUUGUUAAGCAUGCAAUACCAGCUGCAAGAAAAGCAGGAAUCCGGGUGGUUUGGGUAAACUGGGGCCUUACAGAAGAAGAAGUCAAAGAAAUGCCGCCGGCAGUCAAGCGUGCUUUUGGCAGUGUGAGUGUGGAUUCGCAUGGAGAGGAAAAUAAGUCUAUGUACUGUGGCAUAGGUGCAGACUGUGGGACACUUGCACUUCAAGAUGGGAAAUCCGUUUCUGCUGGUCGACUGCUCAUGCGUGAUACUUGGAACGCUGCACUUUACCCGCCUCUUGACGCCAUGUACUCUGAGGGUAGCAAGCUUGAUAGUAGGCCCGAUGUUUGGAUUCACAAGAAUAGAAUGAGCGGCUUAUGGGGUGCAACAACCCCGCUGAAAGAGUUUCUCGACCAAGAGGGUAUCAGGACACUGUUCUUCACUGGGGUCAAUACAGAUCAGUGUGUAGGCGGGACUUUGACGGAUGCUUUUAGCAAUGGAUAUGAUUGCGUUCUUCUGAGUGAUGGCUGUGGGACUAGCUCGCCAGAGUAUGCACAGGAAUGCUGGGAGUAUAACGCAAGUAGGACGUUUGGAUUCUGUGCGAGCUGUGAGCAGUUUGCAAAUGGUGUGGUGGGCUGA
This is a messenger RNA of Bipolaris maydis ATCC 48331, 894 nucleotides long. The record is from RefSeq and is a predicted model, not a curated record. NCBI's taxonomy places the organism in Eukaryota, Fungi, Ascomycota, Dothideomycetes, Pleosporales, Pleosporaceae.